CAGUGUUUGUUAACUUUGUAUAUCUGUUAAUCUACUGUUAACAAGUGAGUUUAUAACCUGUGUUAAUGUGGCUAUAAGUAUACAACACCAAGUAUUAAUACAAGUUUUUUGUGAACUAAAUACUGAGCGAGAACUGAUAAUUACCAGAUGAUCCUGGCACCCGAUACUGGCAUUUGUAGUGUCAUUACUGUAGAUCAUCCUGGUACAAGAGGCUGACACUUGUAGUGUCAAUACUGCAGAUCAUCCUGGAACAAGAGGCUGGUACUUGUAAUGUCAGUUCUGCAUAUGAUCUUGGUACAGGAAGCUAGUACUUGUAGUGUCUGCACUGCAGGUCAUCCUGACAUUACUCCAAGUUACUGUGGAACAAGAAGCCAAGACACAGGAACUUGUAGCAUCAGUACUACAUGUUAUCUUGGUGCAAGAGGUUGGCACAUGUAGUAUCAAUAUUGCAGGUCUUCCUGACACUUGCAUCAGUAUUGCAGGUCAUGAUGGCACUUGUAGUGCCAAUAUCAGUGGUAGAAAUGUCCUGUAAAUUCUUUAAUAUGAAGUUACAGCACUAACUACAAUGUUGGUAAUAUAAUGGCAGCACUAACUACAUUGUUAAUAACAGUACAAUAACUAUAGAGUGAAUAAUACAGUGACAACACUAUUUACAAGUAAUUAUACAGUGACAGUUUUACCUAGAAUGUUAAUAAUCAAGAGACAACACAAAACUACAGUGAUAUUAACUCAGUAACAACACUUUAGUGUAAAUAAUACAGUGACAACACUACAGUAUUAAUGCAGUGACACUUUAGUGUUAAUGCAGUGACAACACAUCAAUGUUAAAAUAGUGAAAAUACAACAGUGUUUAUAAUAAUUAUAGUGUUAAUAGUCACAAUAAUGUAACAACAGUUUUGGUAAUAAAACAUUUACAGGGCUAACAACAGUGCCAUAAGGUUAAUGUGUCAUAAACUGAAAUAUCUCCUAGUGUCUCGCUUCAUAUUCCUCAGAUACUGUAUUACUUUCACAGCUUUAGUGCUUAUUAUAUAUAUAAUAAUAAAAUAUUACACAAAUAUUAUUUUUCUACUUAAGCAAUUCAAUUAAUGUGAGAAUAUUAUCAUUCACUAUGUCUAAAAUACUUGAAAAAUAAGUGUGUUGAAGCAAUACAAUGUACAGUUGUUCAUGAAGGAGACACAUUAUAUCAACAUAUACACUCACUAAAACAGUCUUCCUUGCAACCACCUCACUGUGUAUCUCUGGCCAGAUUUAUGAUGGACAAAAAAAAAAAAGUGUGUAAAAGAGAUUUCUCAACAACAGAAUUUAGUAUAACAUAUGAGAACUCAUAAUGAACAAAAACCAUAUCAAUGUUCAGAAUGUCUAAAAGACUUUCCUGGAAAACAAAUUUAGUAAGUCACAUGGAAGCUCAUACCGGAGAGCAACCAUAUCAGUGUCCAGAAUGUCUGAAAAACUUUUCUGAGAAAUCUCGUUUAGUAAGACACAUGAGAACUCAUACUGGAGAGAAACCAUAUCAGUGUUCAGAAUGCCUGAAAAACUUUUCUAGAAAAUCAAAUUUAGUUUGUCACAUGAGAACUCAUACUGGAGAGAAACCAUAUCAGUGUUCAGAAUGCCUGAAAAACUUUUCUAGUAAAUCAAAUUUAGUUAGUCACAUGAGAACUCAUACUGGAGAGAAACCAUAUCAGUGUUCAGAAUGUCUGAAAAACUUUUCUGAGAAAUCUCAUUUAGUAACACACAUAAGAACUCAUACUGGAGAGAAACCAUAUCAGUGUUCAGAAUGUAUGAAAAAUUUUUCUAGAAAAUCAAGUUUUAUAAGUCACAUGAGAACUCAUACUAGAGAGAAACCGUAUCAGUGUUCAGAAUGUCUAAAAGACUUUUCUUAUAGAAUGGAUUUAGUGAGACACAUGAGAACUCAUACUGGUGGGAAACCAUAUCACUGUCUUGAAUGUCUAAAAGACUUUUGUCAAAAAUCAUAUUUAGUUAGUCACAUGAGAACUCAUUCUAGAGAGAAACCAUAUCAGUGUCCAGAAUGUCUAAAAGACUUUUCUUAUAGAAAGAUUUUAGUGAGACACAUGAGAACUCAUACUGGUGAGAAACCAUAUCAGUGUUCAGAAUGUCUAAAAGACUUUAAUCAAAAAUCAAAUUUAGUUACUCACAUGAGAACUCAUACUGGAGAGAAACCAUAUCAGUGUUCAGAAUGUCUAAAAGACUUUCCUUAUAGAAAUGGUUUAGUAAGACACAUUAGAACUCAUACUGGAGUGAAAUCAUAUCAGUGUUCAGAAUGCCUGAAAAACUUUUCUGGAAAAUCAAAUUUAGUGAGUCACAUGAGGACUCAUACUGGAGAGAAACCAUAUCAGUGUUCAGAAUGUCUAAAAGACUUUUCUUCUAGAAAAGGUUUAGUAAGACACAUUAGAACUCAUACUGGAGAGAAUAGUAAGUAAGUAAGUAAAUUUAUUCAGGUAUACACAAAUACAGUUACAUAGAAUUAUCAUACAUAGCAGCAUAUGUGUAGAGAACCUAGGAUAACCCAAAAAAGUCAGACAGAGUGACUUAUUUCCAUUGGGGUCCUUUUACCUUAUUAUUAUAAUAUAAAGGUUAUAAUAUUUUCUUAUUAUUCUACAAUGAAGAUAACAUCUUAUUAUCAUACUAAAAAGACUAUCUACUACACGAGGGUCAUUAAGACUAUCUACAAUACGAGGGUCAUUACUAGGAAAAAGGUAAAAUUUACACGUAUGUUAGCUAAAAAAUAGAAAAUCAUU
This is a messenger RNA of Cherax quadricarinatus, 2756 nucleotides long. The record is from RefSeq and is a predicted model, not a curated record. NCBI's taxonomy places the organism in Eukaryota, Metazoa, Arthropoda, Malacostraca, Decapoda, Parastacidae.